Polyodon spathula (Mississippi paddlefish) is the source of this 8298-nucleotide messenger RNA. Its product is annotated as golgin subfamily B member 1-like. The record is from RefSeq and is a predicted model, not a curated record. Lineage: Eukaryota; Metazoa; Chordata; Actinopteri; Acipenseriformes; Polyodontidae. The coding region runs from base 172 to 7665 and encodes 2497 amino acids. The transcript is spliced from 30 exons. Gene Ontology annotation, cellular component: Golgi apparatus.
UCCACCUGACCAAAUAGCUAUACGCUGAAGGACCAUGGUUCUGUAAAUAUCCAGGAAUUAUAAAUAUGAAAAGAAAAUAUGAAUUAAAUCGCAUUUGCGGAUUGAUGUUCUUGUGAAGUUCAUAUAUAACAUCGUAGUGGUCGAGAUAUAAUCAGGAGCCCUGUUAAUACCAUGUGGAAGUGGUACUCGGGAGACGAGUCAGCCCCUGCCCAAGGAGCUCCAGACUCCCAGGAAGGGAUGAACCACAAGUCAAUGGCUGAUGUAUGUGAACAGCUGGCACAGACAGAACAACUAGUUGUGCAGCUGAAAGAACUGAUCCGGGAAAAAGAUAAUGUCCUCCGUACCAAAGAUGAACAGAUUAAGAUGGAAAAAGAAGCAUGUGAAGCCAAACUUUCCAAAAUAAAACUCCAAAAUAAAGCCAAAGUUACCUCAUUAAAUUCUCAACUGGAAGAACUAAAGAAACAGCUGACACCAUCAGGAACAAAAGAAGCAACGGCAGGUCUCAAGAAGGCAACUGGAGAUGGGAAUCGGGAUCAUGCAGCAGCAAGCCGUGGAAAAAUCCUAGUGCUUAAGAAGAAAGUGGAAGAACUGGAAACCCAACUUUCUCAAUAUAAAGCAGAGUUGAAAAACAAGAAUGCAGAGAUUGAGACUCGGAGACAGCGUGGGUUUGAGAUAGAUGCCAUGCUUGCAGAGAAAGAUAAGAAACUUUCUGAAAAAGAGGCUUACAUCCUUGACCUCCAACUGAUAGCUUCAGGAGAGAACCCUGCUAGAGCAUUGUCUACACCAGCAGAAGAGCCAAAGCUGAUUGCCCAUGUUCAGCUGACAGAGAAGGAAAUUCCAUUGCAAGACCUUCAAACGCUUGUCAAGAAUCUUACGAAGAAAGUGGAGGAAAGUGAGGAGAAAUACAGCCUUCUAAAGGAACAGUCAGAAAGUCUGAAGGAACUUCUUGUUACGGAAAAGAAACAGUUUGAGGGGAAAGAAAAUAUGUACAAGGAAAAUAUCCAGACAUUCAAAGAUAUUAUUAUGGAAAAAGAAAAUAAUCUUGUUGAACAAUACCAGAAGCAUGAACAUGAGCUUUUUAAGCUGGCAGCAAAAUCUGAUGCUAGUGCCGAACUGGAACAGUUGCUGAAGACCCUCAAACAGAAACUACAUGAGAAGGAGGAAGUGCUGCUUGGAAGAACCCAGGUUGUAGAUGUGCUGCAGACGGAGUUGGACACCAGGGAUCAGCAAAUUAAGCGUCUUCAAGUGGAAAAAGACAACAUGCAAUCCAAGCUAGAUGCUGAAAAGCAUAUAAUGAGAGCCCAGCUGAGAGACCUAAUGCAGAAACACGAGACAGAGCUGAAACAUGUCAGGGAAAAGCACGAAACUGAACUGUCUGAGAAAGAGCAGGCUUACCAGCAGCUCCAGAAACAACUUGUAGAGGUUAGAAAUCACACGGAAGCUGGGGCACUGGCCAUGGACAGCACUGUGGAUGCUGGUAGCAGUCCGAGGAUUGCAGAGUUGGAAGUACAAGCAAAGUUGAAAACUGAGGAGGCCAGCAAAUCUGAAACCAAGUUCCUCAAAAUGAAAGCAUGGUCCAAAUCCAGGAUCAAACAGCUGGAGGAUGAACUCAAAAAAGCUAAGUCUGGACCCACAAGCUCAGAUAUUAAUACCUUAAGAAAUAAACUUGUUGAGCUUGAAGAAGAAAGAGAAGAGAUUCUGCAGAAACUGGAGGAGUAUGAAGAACUUAAGACACUAAAUGCUGAGCUACUGGCUAAACUUGAGAUCUAUGAAGAACAGCAAAGAAAGAUGCAAGCUGACCUGGAACAAGUUACUAAAAGAGCAGCUUCUCAGACCAGUGAAUCCGGCAGUGCAGACGAGCUGCAGAGCCAUGUUCUGAAGUGGCAGGAUAUGGUGUCUGAUGCCGAGGAUGUUCGUGACCAGGUCAGGGAGGAGAAAGCUGCAAUGGCUUUAAGAAUGACACAUCUAGAAGAGGAAAGGGAAGUGCUGGUCACUCGGCAGCAGGAGUUGGAGGAGGAGCUGGCGCAAACUCGAGGGCUCAGACCUAAAAAAGGAAAGCAGAAGCAGGCUGCUAACAGCUCUCACAAUCAUCUGCAGGAGGAUUUUGAAUUUGAUGGAAAGCAAUCUUAUCAGGAUCCCAACAACACUUUAGACAGCAGUGAUUUUGCUGAUGGAGAGAACAUGGGAGGUUGGUGGCCAGAGUACACUUCUGACAGUACAGGACUGAGGUCUGUGGUUGAAGAGCUGGAAUUGGAGAGGAACCAGCUCCAAGAGCAGAUCUUGACACUUGAAGAACGAUGUCAACAUCUUGAGGACAGGUUACAGCUUCAAGCAAGAAUAGAGUCACUACAGGUGGCGUUUGAUGUAGAUGAAGAGGGGCAGCCAUUGAGGGUUACCCAGAAUGAAAACGAACGUCUACAGGGCCAGCUAACUAAUCUGCGCAGUCAGCAUAACAGAGACACUGAAAAACAUCAGGUGCUGAUUUCUAGUCUACAUGAACAGCUAAAAGGAUUUAGAGACAGGGAAGAAGUUCUUCAGUCUUCCCUGAUUGAGAAAGAGCAGACACUAAUGGAAACCUCUGAAAAGCUGGAACAAAUCAAAAACAUCAGAGACUCUUUGAAGGAGAAGGAAGUGCAAAACAAAGAACUCAAUGACAAGCUUCUGCAAGCUGAGCAAAAUGUGUCUGAAGUUACAGGGAAGUGUUGUACUUACGAAAAACUGUGUUCUGAACUGAAGACUUCUGUUGGAGACCUUACACACAGACUGAACUCUGCCAAGGAAAAGACUCAAAAGCAAGAUGUUGCCAUUGAAAUGCUUCAGUGUGACCUGGAUCAGACUAAUGAUGAACUUGACAAAUUAAAUUCCACCCAUUUGGAAGAACGUGCUCAGCUGAUUCACGACCUUCAAAGCUGCGAGAGAGAGAUUGAUAGUCUUAAAGAUGUUCUCUUGCAGAAAGACAAAGAAAUCGCUGCCCUUUCCAACAGUAUGACUGAGUACCUUGAUCAGGUUUUGCAGCUGAAACAACAAAUGAAAUACAAAGAGGAGGAGAUGGGUGGAAUGGAGACUGCUUUGGGGAAGGCAGAGAGGCAGGCUCAAAUAAUAAGAGAGUCCCAGUCUUCAGAUGAGCAGGCCAUGAGCACCAAGCUUGCCUCUCUUAUGGAACAACUGAAAGAUAUGGAGAUGGAACUGAGCAACAUUAGAGAGCAAAAUAAAGCUAAAUGCAGUGAGGUUGAAGAACUUGUAAAACAAGUUCAUGAUGAUAAUGGAAUUAUUCAGAACCUACGAACCGAUAUUCAAAAGCUGAAUGUUACUCAUCGCACUCAUCUUGCAGAAUGUGAGACUCAGUUAUCUUCUCUGAAAGAGCAGGUUACUGUAUCAUCUCGGAGAUUGCAGGAGGUAGAUACCAAAAACCUUGGGGAGACAAAUAAGCUGGCUGCUCAGCUUGAAGAAACAAAUACUGCUUACAAGAAUCUCGAGAACAUGCUUCAGAAAAAAGAGCAGAGUUUUGAAACAGAACUGAAAUCUUUUAAGGAUGAAUGCAACAAGCUGCUUGCUGAGGUAGCAAGAAAAGAUGAAGAGCUUCUCAUAUUAUCCAAACAACUUGCAGAACAAAUGGAACACCAAGAAAUGGUUAAUUGGGCAGUGCAUGAAAACCUGGAGACUAUAUCCUGUCUAGAGUUAAAACUUAAGGUUGCUCAGCAGGAGGCAGAAGAAACUAAAUUGAAACUAAAUCUAAAGUUGCAGGUCAAAGAGACAGAAUGUGUACAACACAAGGAACAGCUCGAGGUAAAAUCUGAAUCUAUUUUGAAACUGGAAACAGAAGUGAAGACUCUCGAGAAUAAAAAUGAGCAACUCCAGACCACUCUUGAGAAAAAGGACAAUGAAAUUCUGGUUCAAACAAACCUUGCUGCUGAUUUAAAUGAAAAGGCUGCUGAUGUGCUGGGAAUAAAUCAGAAUCUGCAAUGUCAAGUGAAACAGCUUACUGAUGAGAGUGAAAAGCUCAAGAGAGAGCUAACUGACCAGGAGAGUUUGCAAUCAAAGCAACACAAUCUUGUUAGUGAGUUGCAGGAUAAGAUAUCUGCAAAUGAGCUCCACAUUUCAGAGUAUGAAAAGACUGUAGCAGUGAUGCAGAAAGAAAAAGAAGAACUUGUUAAGCUCUUAGAGCAGAAUCAAAAUGUGGUAGCUGAAAAGUUGGUGGAUAAAACAAGUGAAUGUAAUAAUCUUACUAAACUGCUUGCUAAGACCCAAGAAUCGGUUGCACAUUUGCAAGACCAGGUACAGCUUCUCACUUCGCAGAUAGCUCAGUUAAAAUGUAACAUUGCUGAAAAGGAACAAUCAGUUAUUGACGGAGUUACUAAAUGUGAAAAUCUACAAAGCCAGCUUGGGCAACUACAAGAAACUCUGCCUAUGCUUAAAGAACAGAAUCAUGCAUUACAAUCAGGGCUGGUUGAAAAGAACUUGUUACUACAAGAGAAAGUUACUGAAUGUCAUUCCUUGCAGAAACAAAUAAACCAGCAAAACAAGUCUAUUGUGAAUUUACAAAAUGAAGUAGAGUCCGUAAAAGAUGAAGGCAGGAAACUUACCCAGAGUUUGGAAGAAAAAGAAGUAGCGUUUCAAAAUAGAAUAUGUGAAUGUAAUGACCUGUUUGAUGAAUUAAAAAGGAAUAAUGAAGCUAUUGCUGUACUAAGUAGUCAAAUUGAUGUCAUGAAUGAAGAAUCUGUGAAACUGAAAUCUGAGAAUGAGGAUCUUAAAGCCACUCUGAAUAAUCGUAAUGUUGAUUACAGCAAACUUCAUGAACAAGCAACCCUGAGCAAAACUGAAGCUGCAGAGUUGCAGAGCCAGGUCCAAAUAUUAAAUGCAGAAAUUCAGGACACAAAAACAGAUAUAUUAGGAAAGUUGAAUGAAAUUGCUGUCUUCCAAUCAGAGUUAUCCAAAAAAGAUGAUUCUAUAGUUUUAUUAAACAAACAGUUGGAUGACAUGCAUACUAACGCAGAGAGCUUAAAUAUAAGUUUACAAGAGAAAACUGAAUUUUUGAAUCGGCAAGACUUGUUGAUAAAGCAGUUGCAGAUAAAGUAUGUGGAACAGGAAUGUCAACUGUCUGAGAAUAAAGCAGUAAUUGCUGAGCUACAGCCACAAGGUCAGGAUAUGCAGAAAGCAUUGCAGGAAAAAGAAAAGACCCUGAACAUGCAGCAAAAAGAAAUUAAACAGUUUAAGGAUAAGGCAGAAGAAUCUGAGCUGUUAAAAUCACAACUUAAUGAAUACCUGCAGAUGAUCUCUGAUCUCCAGAGUCAACUUAAAAUUGUGACUGAGAGGUCUGAUCAAUUAAAAUGCCGCAUGACCGAAAAAGAGGCAGUGCUGAAAAAAAAAGUUAUUGAUUAUGUUAGCUUAAAGGCCCUGUUUUCUGAUCUGGAAGAUACUGCAUCUCAGCUCAGAGUUCAGUUGGAGCAAGUAACUACCGAGUCAGAUGCAUUGAAAGAUACUGUUAAAGAAAAGGAGUCAAAUCUGAAAGUGAUUGAAGAGAGUUCACUGGUUCAAAAGGAGGAUUUCAUUUUAAAAUAUAAAAAUAAACAGGAUGAAUGUGAGAGUCUUAAAGACCAGCUCUCAACCUUGCAAGAGACCACUUCAGGGCUGAAUGAACACAUCACCACUCAGAGCUCUGAAAUAAACCAACUGAAGGAAACUAUCUUGAAAACAGAGACUUGUAUUUUGGAGCAAACCAAGGCAAUGCAGGAACUGCAAGACCAAGUGGAGGAAGCAAAACUUUUCAAAUCUCAGUUAAUGGAAAGCACAGAAUUAAUAUAUCAACUACAAAGGCAAGUGCAAAAGUUAACCUCGGAAUCUAAAAUGUUAGAUAAAUCAGCUGGGGAAAAACAGACAGCUUUCUUUCAUCUACAAGAGCAAUACACAGCACAGACUGAGCAGCUACGGGAAAUCAAUUCAGCUGUUUCACAAAAAAAUGAAGAGAUAUCUAGUCUUCACAGAUUGAUAAGUGAAAAGGGUAACAUUAUAAAGGUUGCAGAAAACACUUCAAGCACACUUAAAAAUGAAGUGGAGCAGCUCAAAGUUGAACUGGAGAAGAACAAGGUUUCAUAUGUUGAUCUGCAGCAAAAGAAGAAUGCUCUGGCUGCUGAGAUAGAGGUACAAAAAGCACAAAACAUUGAAGUUGUGGAACAGUUGAACAUAGCAAACCAGGCUGUGGAAGAAAGAGAACUUAUUGUACAGUCCCUCAGUAGCAAAUAUGCUAAACAAUUACAAAACAUAGAAACCCUAAAUUCAGAAAUUCUGUCUUUGAAUGAAAAAAAUUCAAACUUAAAUAAAGAAAUGGAGUUAAUGACUCAAAACCUACAACAGCAGCUGGAUUCAGCGGUCAGAGAAAAAUUGGUUCUGAAACGAGACAUUGACAGAACCAUUGCAGAGAAAGAGGAACUUACCAAGAACUACAACAACCAACUGCAGAAAAAGAAAGAUGAAUUGCAGAAGCUUGAGCAACUGGUGGCUAAUCUGAAUGAAGCAGGGGAACGACUGAAGAAUGAGAGAAAACAACUUCAAAUGCAGUUACAAGAGAUCACUAGCCUGAGGGCUGAAUGUAUGGAGUUGCCCCAGGUGAGAAGUAAAGCGGCUGAACUUCAAAAGGCCCUGCAGCAAGCUGAUGCCUUCAGACUGCAAACCGAGCAAGACGUUGGGGCGUACCAGACAGAGCUUGCAGAGCUAAGGACUGAGAAGAACCUGCUUCUCACAGAAUCCCGGCCCCUCAAGGAACAGUACUUGAUAAUGGUUGCAGAGAAAGACAGAGAGAUUUCUGAACUGAAGAAACUCUACCCUGAAGAAUCCAGGAAAUCCAGUGGUAUUUAUCCCAUCAAGACCGAAAGUGAUACUUUGGUGGCAAACGAGGAUUCCUCAGAUCAGGUGAAGCUUCUAUUAACAGAACGCAUCCAGCUUCAGAGUGACUUGCAGCGUUGCCUACAAGAGAUUCACCAGAGAGACCUGCGCUUUCAGCAGCUGAACGGCAAGAUGAUGCAGACCAUAGAAGAGAAAACUAACCUGACAACCCAGCUGAAAGCUGUUACUCAGACUCUGCGUGAUACUCAGUUGCAUCACAAUGAGCUGCAGAACCGAUGUUAUUGGCUGGAGAGGCAACUGCAGAUACAGGCUGCCUUCCAGGGCCAUGUACAAGGAGAAGUGGCUGCAGAGGUUCCUCCAGGAGCACCACAGGAAAGAGCCAGUGCUGUAGUAGAUAUAGAAAGCUUGGAAGUUAGUGAGCUGAGGAAAAGGCUCACAGAUACAGAGCAGCUGUACAAUUCCACCCAACAAGAGCUUUCCCAGCUUGGAGAGUCUCUCUCUGAGGAGCAGGCGAGGCGAAAAGCAGCAGAGGAGGCUUUAGGGCUGGCUGAAGAGAGAGUUCAAAGUUCCAGAUCUGCUGCAAGAGAGUACAGUAUUCAAUUGGAAUCGGGUGACGAAUGUGAUGCACUAAUAGUAGACCCCACUGAACAUGUUGUAGUACGCAAGAUGAAAGGAGGAGCACUUUCUGUCAAGAGGUGGCUGCGUGGACGUAGUCUGUAUUGCUCCAAGCUGCUGACGUCCAGAGCAAAAUCUCGCUACCUUUUCCUCACUUACCUGUUGGCAUUACAUGUUGCUGUCUUCAUGUGCCUGACCGGAAUUCUGUAAACACUCUCAAACCAGCAAAAACACUGAAAUUAAGGAAACUGUAUGAUUGGAUUGUUGUGCCAUAAUGUAUUUACAUGUUUAAGCUAUGCACUGAUAACUGCUGUUAUAUUUAUUCAUAAAGCAGUUCGAUAGGGCAGCCAAAAAGAGUAUAUCGUUUAAGGGUUUAUGUAUAUUAGGUUGUAUCCCCAUGGUCUAGUUUCACAGAGCCUGAUUAGCUUUAAUCUUGCACUACCUAAUAUUGCCUCAAGAUUGGUGGUAACCAAGGGCUGUAAAGCCAGCCGCUUAUGUUACAAAGUUCAUUAUAUAUUUCAAAUCAAAAUUGUUUACAUCAUAAAUCACUUUUAAGAGCACAUAUAUGCUGUAAGCUUAUUGCAGCUUGUGCUGUUAUAUUUUAAUGAUCUGUAUAUAUUGUGUGAUUGUGGAAAAUCAAAGGUAACACUAAGUACUGCUGAGUGGAUAUUUUCAAUUUGGGUUUUAUUUUUUAAACAAGUAAAUGGUAGUUGCACUGUUCAUGUUGGAAACAAUGUUCCACUGCCUUUUUGCAAGAGGAUUUCAGCGUGCAGUGUAGUUUGGCAAUGUAUUUGCUUUCAUGUGAAUGAUAAGAUUAAUUUUAAUAAAGUUAUUUGAAAACAG